This is a messenger RNA of Dictyostelium discoideum AX4, 2274 nucleotides long. RefSeq lists its product as hypothetical. The transcript has a single exon. The record is from RefSeq and is a predicted model, not a curated record. Lineage: Eukaryota; Evosea; Eumycetozoa; Dictyosteliales; Dictyosteliaceae. Bases 1 to 2274 code for a protein of 757 amino acids.
AUGACAACUAGUAACAUACCUUCAUCCUCCUCUUCAUCCUCCUCCUCAUCAUCAUCAUCCUCAUCCUCAUCAUCUUCAUCAAGUGCGUUAGGCGAAUUAGAUGACAAUGAUACAAAAGAUCUAUUUGUUCAAGAGUAUGAAAUUUGCAUUAGUAAAACCCAUGAGAUGGCAACCGUUCAAUACUUUUGUAACAAGGCUGGUGAUCCAAUUUAUUUCCCAGAUAGAACAUUGGCAACUUUGUUCCAAGUUAAUCUCUCCACUCUUCGUGGUAGAUUCAAUCGUCUCACCAAGAAACAUGAAGGUUAUCGUUUAUUAAUUAACGAGAAAUCAAAAGCAAGAUUAAGUUCCUUACAUUUCAUCAAUUGGGCAACCACUCAAUAUAAUACAGAUUAUAUCAAUUGUAAUGGUUCUUUAUCACCAACUCAUACUUCUCAUAUUAAUGGUAAUAAUAAUAUUAAUAACAAUAACAAUAACAAUAACAAUAACAAUAAUAAUAAUAAUAAUAAUAAUAAUAAUAAUAAUAAUAAUAAUAACAAUAAUAAUAAUAAUAAUUCCGAUUCAGUACCAUCAUCACCACCAACAAAUUCUUUUUCAAACUCUUUGAGUAAUAGUUCAAGUAGUUUAAAUAAUGGUGUUUCACCACUCCAUGGCUUGGUUGCAUUAAAUCACAUUGAUUUAGUGAACAUUGCCCUCUGUGAAUGGAUAGCACACAAUCAUGAAAGAUUAGGUACUUCACUCAAAGAUAUUGAAAACAAUUUAAUUGCUGCAAAUUUAUCUUUUACUAGAAAUAUGGAUACCAUUUUUAUUUUACAAAAGAAAUUCAGUGGUGCAAAAUCUUCUCCAAAACCUCCAAGUUUUUAUACUACUCAACCAACUUUAUCAUCAAAUAAUAAUAAUAAUAAUAAUAAUAAUAAUAAUAAUAAUAAUAAUAACAACAAUAAUAAUAGCAACAGCAACAACAACAACAGCAACAGCAACAACAGCAGCAACAACAACAACAACAACAACAACAACAACAACAACAACAACAACAACAACAACAACAACAACAACAACAACAACAAUAUUAAUAAUAAUAAUAAUAAUAAUAAUAAUAAUAAUAAUAAUAAUAAUAAUAAUAAUAAUAAUAAUAAUAAUAUUAAUAAUAGUAAUCACAAACAUCAACAUCAACAAAAUCAACACAGACCAUUCCAACACCAACAAUUUAAUCAUGGUCAACAACAUCAACAAUUCAAUAAUAGCCCACCAUCCUCUCCGCUCUCAUACUCUCACCAUAACAACAACAACAACAAUAAUAAUAAUAAUAAUAACAAUAAUAAUAACCAAUAUAACAAUAAUAAUCACAACAACUUCCACCACCAUAAUAAUAAUAAUAAUAAUAAUAAUAACAACAAUAGUAAUAAUAAUAACAAUUCCCCAUAUAAUGCCUUUUCAUUACCUAAUGGUGAAAGAUCAUCAUCAACUUUACCACAAUUACAUUUACCACCAACUCACUUCAAAUAUUCUAGUCGUGAAGAUAUGAGUCCAUCAUAUCCAAUUGGUAAAUUAUCACCAAAGAUUAUUGGUAAAUCUUCAUCAUUAAGUCCAAGAGAUUACUAUCAUCAUCACAACAACAACAAUAAUAAUAAUAACAACAACAACAACAAUCACCACCAUCAUCAUCAACAACAACAACAUAACAACUACCACCAACACCACCAUCAAAACUUUGAUCAUCAUCGUCAUGGUCCAAGUAUGAUUGGUGGUUCAGCAUCAUCAUCUUCAUCUAUUACAAACAUUACUUGUAAUAGUUCUCAAACCUCACCAACAUCAUCACCAUCAUACCAAGAUGUUGAAGAGGAAAUCAUUAGAAACCUUUCAAACGUUUCAAAGAAGAGACCUUCUGCUGAUAGCACUUAUGUCACUGAAGGUAAUGAUGAUUCUCAUCAUGUUGAUAGUGACUCAUCAUCAAGUUCACCAUAUACAUUUGGUUUUGGUUCAAAAAAACAUAAAUUUGAUAAUUUCUCUUUAUCAAAUAAUAAUAAUGGCAGUGAUAAUAACAAUAAUAAAAAAUCAAGUAAUUUAAGUAUUAUCAUCAACAAUAACAAUAAUAAUAAUAAUAAUAAUAAUUUCAAUUUCAAUAAUCAGCCAUUUAAUAGUAAAAAAAAUAAUAACAAUAAUAUUGAACCAAACCAAUGUAGAGCUUAUAAUGGUGAUUCAUAUCAUAACAAUGAUAGCUUAACCCUAAAGCCAAUUACAUGUGUCACACCAGAUAUUAAGAAUCUUUUAUGUUAA